GCCGGUGCAGUCGGUGCGGAGGGACAAUACCCCGGGGGCGGCGAGGAGCCCGGUUGCCUGGUGAAAGGGAGAAGGGGGAGGGGCGAGGAGGUCGCGGCCGGGCCGGGCCCAGCCCAGCAACCGCCGCCGCCGCAGGAGUUCUUCUGCAACACGCGAAGAAGGUAAGGCUACGUGUUUACAUCAGAAGGUUCUCAUCACUAACCUCUGAAAGGAUACAGAGUAAAAAUCAGCAAAAACAGAAGAGCAAUGCUUCCCAGAGGCAAGUGGAUAAAUCUUUCGCUAAUUGCUGCUGGAUGACUUCUCCAUGAAGUAGAAAUAAACUUAAAAGCACAGUGAGAGGAAAAAGUACAAGAAGUUUAAAGUAACACUACUUUGCCAUGCCAUUACCUUUUGGGAUAAAAUUAAAAAGAACACGGCGAUAUACUGUCUCCAGUAAGAGUUGUUUGGUUGUACGGAUCCAACUGCUGGAUAAUGGAUUUUUGGAAUUUACCCUUUCUGUUGAAAGUACAGGUCAAGAAUGCUUGGAAGCUGUUGCACAGAGAUUAGAGCUAAGGGAGAUUAAUUACUUCAGUCUUUGGUAUUGCAAUAAGCAGAAUCAAUCCCGAUGGAUAGAUCUCGAAAAGCCUAUCAAAAAGCAGCUAGAUAAAUAUGCCAUUGAACCUACAGUUUACUUUGGUGUUGUAUUCUACGUGCCAACUAUUAUUCAGCUCCAACAGGAGAUUACAAGAUACCAGUAUUAUCUUCAAUUGAAGAAAGAUAUUUUAGAAGGUCGCAUACCUUGCACAUUAGAACAAGGAAUUCAGCUUGCUGGUUUAGCUGUACAAGCUGAUUUUGGAGACUAUGACCAGUAUGAAUCCCAAGAUUUCCUGUACAAGUGUGAUCUUUUUCCAGUUAAUUGGAUUCAAGAUGAGCGAAUGCUACAAGAUGCAACACAGAAAGUUGCUUCACUAUAUCAGAAAUUCAGGGGUCUUACUCCCUCUGAGGCAGAAUUGCUUUAUCUUCAGGAGGUAGUGAAAAUGGAAGGCUAUGGCCAUGAAAACUAUACAGCCAAGGACAGCCAAGGAAAUGAUCUAUUAAUAGGCACAUGUUUGGAAGGCAUCUUCAUGAAGCACAAAAAUGGCAGACUUCCCUCUGUUUUCAAAUGGAAUGACAUAUCCAAUAUGUCUCACAACAAGUCCUCCUUUGCAUUAGAAUUGGUAAACAAAGAAGAGACCAUCCAGUUCCAAACUGAAGAUAUGGAGACAUCUAAAUAUGUUUGGCGAAUGUGUGCUGCACGACGCAAGUUUUACAGUCUGAAUAAAAACUGUAACUUACAAGCUCAGGCUGCUUCAGUGAGUCCAGUCCGAAGGAGCACAUUGUCAAGAAUGUCUUUGCCAAAACCUCAUCAAUUUAUGAUGCCUCCACCCCAAUUACAUUAUAAUGGACACUACAGUGAGCCCUAUAAGUCUUCGCAAGACAAUCUCUACAUGAACAAUCAAAAUAGCUGUUUUUAUCGAUCUCAAACCAGUUUGGACAGACCUCCAUAUGAAUACAAUGGUCGAAUCCGAAAUGGCAGUAUCUAUAGUGCACAUAGCACAAGCUCUUUAAAUAAUCCACAGCACUUAAUGCAAGCAUCUCCUAUGUCUUCAAAUCCGAGCAUCACAGGAAGUGAUAUAAUGAGAGGAGAUUACAUCCCAACAAACAGACAUAGCGCUAUUAUUCCACCUUCCUACAGACCAACCCCAGAUUAUGAAACUGUUAUGAGGCAGCUCAAUCGUGGCAUGAUUCAGAAUGAAAGACAAAGUCAUUCUAUGAGAAAUCUCAGCGUAGGCAAUUCCUAUGCUUACAGCAGAUCUGAUCCACUUGGUUACAGCCAGCCAGAAAUCCGAGAACACACUCAAUUCAAUUCCCAAAAUGUGAAUCCGUAUCCCUUGCAUUUGAACUACAGCUUUCAUUGUCAAUCACCAUAUAUAAAUUCAGUUGAGCGACGUCCUGUUGUUGGGGCUGUUAGUGUGCCAGAAUUGACUAAUGCUCAGUUACACACUCAGGAUUACAGUGCAGCAAAUAUGCUAAGAACUCAAGUGUACAGGCCUCCACCCCCAUACCCUUAUCCAAGGCCUGCAAAUAGUACACCUGACCUUUCAAGACAUCUGUAUGUAAGCAGCAGCAAUCCAGAUCUGAUAACUAGGCGUGUGCAUCACUCUGUACAGACAUUUCAGGAAGAUAGUUUGCCUGUUGCACAUUCACUGCAAGAAGUCAGUGAACCUCUAACCUCUGCAAGAUUACAUGGUAACAUCCAUAAACGUAAUAGUAUUGAGAUUGCAGGACUAAUGCACAAUUUUGAGAGUUGGAAGAUAAAAGAGAGGACCAUAUCUACACCAGGUGUUGAGACGAGUUCAACACUGGAAACUGCUGCAGGUUCACAACCUAGCAUUUACUUUGAGCGAACAAAACUAGGAGAUGCUAAAAUUAAUCAAGACAAAAGUUAUAACCAUGGGAGAUUUCUCUCAGAUGCAACUGUGCUGAUUCACAGCAGUGAGGAUGAUGAGUACGAUUCAGGGUACAUUGAGAAGAGAUUACAAAUGCUUCCUGUUGACUCUGCAGCCCAUUUAUCAGCUAUGUUAAACCAGCCCUCGAAAGAGCAAUUGCUAGACUAUCAAGAUGGCUCUACACCUGCAUUGGGCAGCCAGCAGGGUUUAGAAAAGCAAGCACGAGAAAGGGGGACAAUGGAAUCAAUGCACUAUCUUCCAUCGGUGUCUGAGUCUGAUCUCCAUACAGUUGGAAAAAGGCAAGCAAGAAGAGUAUCCUCCAAGAGAAGACCCAUGUCUGAAGUUCUUUAUGGAAGAUUAAACACAAUGGAAGCUCUCCCACCACUUGGAGUUAUUAGAAAAGAAGAUUGUGUAUCUGAUAUUAGGACAAUUGGACCAUUAAAAAUGGCGGAAUUAAAUGGUUUGACACCAUUUCAAAAGCCUUUACCUGAUGCUGUUAAAAAUGAGCCCAUCCAAACAGCAUAUGAUGAAAGGUGCAAGAUUUUGGAGCAGCGACUGGAACAAAAAAUGGUGUUUACAGAAUAUGAAAGAGUUCCAAAGAAAAGUCUGAGUACAGAGUGCACCAUAGCACUGCUGCCUGAAAAUACAGAAAGAAAUAGAUUCCCAGAUGUUAUUCCCUAUGAUGAUACUAGGGUGGAGCUGGUGCCUACAAAAGAGAACAACACUGGUUACAUUAAUGCAUCUCAUGUAAAGGUUAUAGUUGGAGGCAAGGAAUGGAAUUACAUUGCCACACAAGGACCACUCCAAACAACUUGUCUUGAUUUUUGGCAAAUGGUGUGGGAGCAAGGAGUUGCCAUCAUUGCCAUGGUUACCAUGGAAGAGGAGGGAGGAAGAGAAAAGAGUUUUCGGUAUUGGCCUCGAUUAGGCUCCAGGAAUAACUCUGUUACAUAUGGAAGAUUCAAAAUAACCACACGCUUUCGAACAGACUCGGGCUGUUAUGCGACCACAGGAUUAAAAAUUAAACAUCUAUUGAAUGGUCAAGAACGGACAGUAUGGCAUUUACAGUAUACAGACUGGCCAGAAAAUGGCUGCCCAGAGGAUAUCAAGGGAUUCCGAUCUUAUUUGGAUGAAAUUGAGUCAGUGCGUCGUCAUACUAAUAGUACAACAGACAUUAAAAGUCCUGAUGCACCUGUACUUAUACACUGCAGUGCUGGUGUUGGAAGGACGGGUGUUGUAAUUUUAUCAGAAAUUAUGAUCGGCUGCCUGGAACACAAUGCGAUUCUAGAUAUUACUACGGUGCUGAACCUGCUGAGACAGCAAAGGAUGUUAAUGGUGCAAACAAUUGCUCAGUAUAUCUUUGUCUACAAAGUGCUCAUUCAUUUCCUGAGAAGCUCUAGGCUGAUUUAACCACUUCACUGCAUGCUGUGAUAUUCGCAAGUGAAACAGAUCUGAUUUAAAUAUAGGAUAAUUCUCCUGUCCCUGAGGGGAGGAGGACAAAGAAUAAACUUGCAUCGAAGGACUGGAGAAGAGGGCAUACAAAAUACACAAGAAAAUCACCAAAUCUAUUGAAAAAGCACAUGUAUUCCUGUAUUCUGAUACCUCUUAAAUAAUAUUGGAAUAAGUACUAUGCUUAUUUUUAUAGUAUAUGAGUGAAAUUUAUUACAGUUUGUCUAUUUCAGUUUUGUUGCAACUUAUUGGUGUACAGGUUGAAAAGUAAGUGACACACUUUUAAUCAUCACUUUUUGCUCUUGUGAUGAACAUUGUUAGCAAGUAAGUCCAUUGUAAGAUAACUGUUGUGAUUAUGUACCACAUUAAAGAGUGUGAAAGUAUUUUGGUUUGGCAGAAAUGUGGCGAGAGUGGCAGUGAUUGUUUUGUUUCAUUAGCAGGAAAAAGGGUGCAAACAGAAUGAUGUGAUUUUUAGGAUAAGAUUGAACUGGUGCAAAUGAAGAUUUUUAGAAUUAAUACUUCUAGAUGUGAAAUUUAUGUAAGAUGGUUAUUUUUAUCAAGUUUAUAUUGUAUCAUAUUACAGAAGUAAUCAAGGUGUAAGUUUAAUUUUCUACUGAAUGAUAUGGAUUAAACUAAUCCUGUUUAUGUUCAGUUAAAAAUAACUACCCAUUCAGUAAAACGUCUGGUUUGUGUUGUUUGAUGGUCUGGAAGAAUUGCUGAAAACCUAAUAAGUGAUAUGACUGCUGAUGAAAAGCAAAGUAAGCUAUUCUUGUUAAAAUUUCUAUUCUUAUUGUGAUUGAACUAAUCUUGUUAUUGAAUUACUUUUAAUUUGUAAUACUAGGUUUAAAGUUAAAUAAUUUAGCAUUGAUAACUAUUUGAUAUAACGUAGUAGUGUUAGUCUGCACACAACUGGCUUUUGUGUGACUCUUUUAUUGUAAUAUAAUUCUGAAGUAAGCACUUCAAACAGAAACCACGAAUUGGAAGACUGCUGCUAAAUGACUUGAGUUUACAAUGUAUGUAAGAGUGAAGGAUUUCUGCAUAGUGACCAUAUUCUUCUUGAAAUUUGUGUUUUUAAAAAAAAAGCAUUUUUAUACAUUUUCCCUAAAUCUGAUCAACUUGUAUUCACCUCAAUUCAGUGAUUCAUUAUGAGAAGUUUAAGAUGGUCAGAAAUUUACCUCCUUUACAAGACGUAUUCAAUCAUGGGUGUAUGAAGGACAAUCUGUAAAAUGGUUUUUGUAUAGAGAUAUAUAAAUUAAAUAGAUCACGUAUCCUAAAAUGAAUUGAACAGGGUUGUACUUCAUAAAGUUAUGUGCAUGCUUUUGUGUUUUCCUAUGUAAAAGUCAACAUUUAUGCGAUAUUAUUCUUUCACAAUGUUCUAUUUAGAUCAGGUGCUGUAUGACAUGUAUAUUGGUUAUGAUUUUACAAAUGUGGCAUGCACUGUUUUGUAAAAUUAAUGGGUUUAAUUUUCUGAUGUAAUAGAAGUCCUGUAGUGUUCCUUAUGAAAUGGUUGAGCAUAUUUUUGUGACCAACCAUUACAUCUCCAGUGAAGAAACAAGAUGGUGAUGUUUUCCUGGAAAAUAAAAACAUUUUUUUUGCCCACUGCCAAUACAUAAAUAACAUGGUAGUAUAAGUCUCUGCAUAACUAGGCUGAAGCCUUUCUUUAGAAUGUGGCCUUUUAUGGUAAAUGCAAAAAGUAAUUUAGUUUUCACAUUUUUAUUUGCAUUUUUCCUUCUUGACCAAAUAUCUCUGUGCCAGUACUUAGUUUAUUUAAGCAGAACUGUUUUAUUAAAUAUUUGUUUAUUAUAUUUCAGAAACUUCCUCUAAGCUUGAAUAAAUGGUAUACCCCAUGGC
Molecule: messenger RNA, 5765 nt
Organism: Pristis pectinata (smalltooth sawfish)
Lineage: Eukaryota; Metazoa; Chordata; Chondrichthyes; Rhinopristiformes; Pristidae
Gene: ptpn21
Product: protein tyrosine phosphatase non-receptor type 21
Exons: 20
Coding region: 378-3875 (1165 amino acids)
Biological process (GO): protein dephosphorylation
Cellular component (GO): cytoskeleton
Molecular function (GO): protein tyrosine phosphatase activity
Source: RefSeq, a predicted model, not a curated record